GUCAAGCACUCUACCACUUAGCCACCUUCCCAGCCUAUUAUAUACUUUUGAAUCUUUUAUUUCAUGGUUUUUAUUUAGAAGCAAUGGUGAUGCUUAGGGGCUAGUAAAAUAAGAUUCUUUCAUUAGAAGUUGUAUGCAUUUGGUAGGAGGUUUUAAGUGAUAUUUAUCUGCAUAUAUUAGAUACAAUGACUUAUUCAUAGGCUUAUGUUAAUUAAGAAAUUCAUAAAAUUCUUAAAUUAUUCUGAUCAUGUUAUAUAUUUUUCAGCAGUUUCAGGGUUUAGUACUUAGUGCCUGUCCUUGAUGAAUUAAUUUUUUCAUUCUAGGUUCCAUAUCUUUCCUCUUUGCUAGUAGUUCAUGAGUAAUAGUAAGACCUUUUUCCCUAACAUAUUUGACAUACAUCUGAAAAUGUGUAGCACAGAGCCGUAGCUAGAGUUUAGAAGUUCAUUUGUUAAAUCAUAUAAGAAACUUAAAUGGAUACUUCAUGUUUUCCAUAUAAUGUGUUCUUUCAAUGAAAUAGCUUAUGUAGCAGCAGCACAGGAAAAGCAGACUUCUUGGCAAUACCAACUCCAUUGCAUCUGCAGAUGAGGAUUUAACAUUCUGUGCAGCAGACAGUACCUCUAGCAGGCGAGUAAAAGGUUACUGCAUUAUUUUGUUUGUUUUCGUGGCCCUAUCUACAAAAGGAUUUUCUCUUCUUUAAUUCAGUGUGAAAUGCAUGCCUGCAUUUAGAUACUCUGGAAAAAUUGAUUUAAGUAUAACAUGAAUAUCAAAAGGGCAGUGUAAGGUGAAGACAGUCAGUACUAGCUUUUUAAGCAUUAAACCAGGGACAGUAUUGAGCAUGACACAGACACAAAUAAGGAACCUUUCAAUGCCACAGAAAACAGGAAGUUUUAAAGAUACUCACUUAGCUUGAAGGUAUUUUAUUACUCACUUAGAUUUAAAGUAUUUUAUUGCAAUUUCUAGACUGUCUUCCCCAAAAUGGAGCUUUUAACAAGAGUUGACAGUUACUGUGUAGAUGUUCGUUAGGUUAAGUUAUUGAAGUAUGAUUAUUUGUCUUUUAUCCUGGGAGUUGUAAAGUGGGUUAUACUUACAUGGCAUUAUAAAUAAUGAUCUGUACUUAUUAUUGGGAGAGGUACAAUGCUUAACUAUAAAAGAUAGUGGAGCAUGGAUGGCUGUUGCUCAUAUUUUCAAUGUGAUUUUUAGGGUUAAAAAAAAUCUCUAACGAAAUGAAAAUAACCAAGUAGGAAAAAAUUCAUCAAGACUCACAAUAGCUUUUCUUUUAUUGCCAGUGUCUAUAUAGCCACUUGCUCUUUUCUUCCUCAGCAAAACUCUUCUAACAUUUAUCAUACCAGAGGCGUUCUUGGGUUUUCUUGCUGUUUAUUCCAUUAUUAUAACUUGCAUCGGUAUUGUUUUGCUAUGGACUUAUAAUGCUCAUUACCUACUAAGUCUUAAGUACAGUAUUCAGAUGGAUUUUUUUACUUUCUAAAUCGUCAGUCACCCUCCUGCCCUCUCCCACCAAACCUCAAAGUUUUGCAUUAGCUACUAAGUCAUGUUUGUUUAAGGAACAAACAGGCCUAUGUUUCUGUUUUCCUACUCAAUUUCAGAUUGAAUAAUCAGUUUGGAAGCAGCUUUAUAAAUUAACCUAUAGCAUAGAAGUAAAAUUAGUUGAUUAUUCUUACUGUGAGUGUUUGACAGGCUUCUUGAAUUGUAGAAUCAUAAAAGGUCAGCAGUUCUGAUUGGUAACUUAAAAGAAUCCAUCCAGUAAUUUUCUCCCUGUUGUUCUCAGAGCAUUGCUGCAGCAGUUCUUUUCCAGAUAUUGAGCGGUUCUUGAACAGUGUAUGGAGGAAGCAAGGGGUGGGGCUCAUUCCUGUUGGUUGUUGAAAUAAUGUGCAUUUACAGAGGGAACAGGUUGGAUAGGAUGAGCUGAGGAGUAGGCAAACAGAACUAAACUGAUGGGAAACAGAUUGAUAAUUUUGGCAUGUCUCGACUUUGUUCCUUUGGGCUUUAAUAUAAAACAGUUUGAAAUAUUAAAGCACCUUACCUUCUUUCUAAAGAGUAGCCUGGAGACUUCCGUUUUUAAUAUCCAGAUUUUCUUGGCGAUGAGUUUGUGGAUAUCUUCUGUAGGGAAGCUGCUGUUUUACUCUUUUUUUAGCAGAGUUUCAGCCAGAGAGCUGCAGAAUGAAGCAGUUAGCCAAUUCUAGGUAUAUAUGGGACAUUACCAGUUCUUAUUUUUUAAGUCAAGUUCUCAUCUAAUGAGCAAGUCAAUGUGUGGCUGUGGCUGCAGCUUUAUUUCUUCUUUAAUGAAGAGAUUGGGCCGUUCGACCUGCUGCUCCGAUCUGUUCUCUUGUAGUCACACAUCAGACCAGUUGCAGAGAUUAUCCAUCGAAUGUCCCAGGCAACCAAAGAUUGUUGACUCUGACAUCAAUUGACUGACUAUGCAUAAGAUACAUCUAGGAGUCUUGUUAAAACUGCAGAUGAUGACUGGGUAGAUCUGGAGUGGGACCUGAGACUCUGCAUUUCUGACAAGUUUCCAGGAUUGCUUCCUUAGGAUAGAUUGCCAGAAGUGGAGUUACUGGGUCAGAGGAAUGUGAAAACCUUUGCAUCUUCUGAUAGUCUAGCCAAGGUCCAAGAAGUAGCAAGCUGGCUUUUGGAAAUGAAUCAAGAACUGCUCUCUGUGGGCAGCAAAAGACGACGAACUGGAGGCCCUUUGAGAGGUAACUCUUCCUCAAGCCAGGUAGAUGAGGAACAGAUGAAUCGUGUGGUAGAGGAGGAACAGCAGCAGCAACUAAGACACCAAGAGGAGGAGCUCACUGCAAGGAAUGGUGACGUCGUCCGAGCAGAACCUAGGCCUGGAGACCAAAAUGAUUCCCAGCAAGGACAAGUGGAAGAAAACAACAAUCGAUUUAUUUCAGUAGAAGAGGACUCCUCUGGAAACCAAGAAGAACAAGAGGAAGAUGAAGAACAUGGUGGUGAACAAGAUGAGGAAGAUGAAGAGGAGGAGGAAAUGGACCAGGAGAGUGAUGAUUUUGAUCAGUCGGAUGACAGUAGCAGAGAAGAUGAACACACACAUAGCAACAGUGUCACAAACUCUAGUAGUAUGGUGGACCUACCCAUUCAUCAACUCUCCUCCCCAUUCUACACAAAGACUACAAAAAUGAAAAGAAAGUUGGACCAUGGUUCUGAGGUCCGCUCCUUUUCUUUGGGAAAGAAACCAUGCAAAGUCUCAGAAUAUACAAGUACCACUGGGCUUGUACCUUAUUCAGCAACACCAACAACAUUUGGGGACCUGAGAGCAGCCAAUGGCCAAGGGCAACAACGACGCCGAAUUACAUCUGUCCAACCACCAACAGGCCUCCAGGAAUGGCUGAAGAUGUUUCAGAGCUGGAGUGGACCAGAGAAGUUGCUUGCUUUAGAUGAGCUUAUUGAUAGCUGUGAACCAACACAAGUGAAGCAUAUGAUGCAAGUGAUAGAACCUCAGUUUCAACGAGACUUCAUUUCCUUGCUCCCUAAAGAGCUGGCGCUUUAUGUGCUUUCAUUCCUGGAACCCAAAGACCUGCUGCAAGCAGCUCAGACGUGUCGUUACUGGAGAAUUUUGGCUGAGGACAACCUUCUCUGGAGAGAAAAAUGCAAAGAAGAGGGGAUUGAUGAACCAUUGCACAUCAAGAGAAGAAAAGUAAUAAAACCAGGUUUCAUACACAGUCCAUGGAAAAGUGCAUACAUCAGACAACACAGAAUUGAUACGAACUGGAGACGAGGAGAACUCAAAUCUCCUAAGGUGCUGAAAGGACACGAUGAUCAUGUGAUCACAUGCUUACAGUUCUGUGGUAACCGAAUAGUUAGUGGUUCUGAUGACAACACUUUAAAAGUUUGGUCAGCAGUCACGGGCAAAUGUCUGCGAACAUUAGUGGGACAUACAGGUGGAGUGUGGUCAUCCCAGAUGAGAGACAAUAUCAUCAUUAGUGGAUCCACAGACCGGACUCUUAAAGUGUGGAAUGCUGAGACCGGAGAAUGUAUACACACCUUGUAUGGGCAUACUUCCACUGUACGUUGUAUGCAUCUCCAUGAGAAAAGAGUUGUUAGCGGUUCUCGAGAUGCCACCCUUAGGGUUUGGGAUAUUGAGACAGGCCAGUGUUUACAUGUCUUGAUGGGUCAUGUAGCAGCAGUCCGCUGUGUUCAGUAUGAUGGCAGGAGGGUUGUUAGUGGAGCGUAUGAUUUUAUGGUGAAGGUGUGGGAUCCAGAGACGGAGACCUGUCUACACACGUUGCAAGGGCAUACUAAUAGAGUCUAUUCAUUACAGUUUGAUGGCAUCCAUGUGGUGAGCGGAUCUCUUGAUACAUCAAUUCGAGUUUGGGAUGUGGAGACAGGGAAUUGCAUUCACACAUUAACAGGGCACCAGUCCUUAACAAGUGGCAUGGAACUCAAAGACAAUAUUCUUGUCUCUGGGAAUGCAGAUUCUACAGUUAAAAUCUGGGAUAUCAAAACAGGACAGUGUUUACAAACAUUGCAAGGUCCCAACAAGCAUCAGAGUGCUGUGACCUGUUUACAGUUCAACAAGAACUUUGUAAUUACCAGUUCAGAUGAUGGAACUGUAAAACUCUGGGACUUGAAAACGGGUGAAUUUAUUCGCAACCUAGUCACAUUGGAGAGUGGGGGCAGUGGCGGAGUCGUGUGGCGGAUCAGAGCCUCGAACACAAAGCUGGUGUGCGCAGUCGGGAGUCGAAACGGGACUGAAGAAACCAAGCUGCUGGUGCUGGACUUUGAUGUGGACAUGAAGUAAAGAGCAGAAGAUGAAUUUUGUCCAAAUGUGUAGACAAUAUACUCCUUACCCUUCUCCCUGCGCAAAAAAAAAAAAAGAAAAAAAAGAAAAAAAAAAGAAAAAAGAAUAAAAAGAAAAAAGAAAAGAAAAUGAAAAAAAAUCCCUUGUACUCAGUGGUGCAGGAUGUUGGCUUGGGGCAACAGAUUGAAAAGACCUACAGUUCAAGAAGGAAGAGAGGAACAGACAACAAAUGUAACUGACAGGAAAGGCGUCCAUCAGCUGUCUUCACGUGAAAGGCUUCAACUUUUGACUGAGGGCAGCUUUGCAAAUUGAGACUUUCUAAAUCAAACCAGGUGCAAUUAUCUUUAUUUUCUUCUCCAGUGGUUAUUGGGCAGUGUUAAUGCCGAAACGUUACUGUCACCGAGCAAGGAGCUGCAAUAAUAGCAAAACAAGUACUGGUUGACUUUCUAACUAGAGAGCAUCUGCAACAAGAAGUCAUUUUUCUGAAGUGGAAAAGCUAAAAAAAAAAAUUACUGUGAAUUGUUUUGUACAGUUAUCAUGAAAAGCUUUUUCUUUUUUUUUGCCAACUAUUGCCAAUGUCAAUCAAUCACAGUAUUAGCCUCUGUUAAUCUAUUUACUGUUGCUUCCAUUUACACUCUUGAACACAUAUGUUGCUCGAAGGUGGCAAGUUGUCCUGGGUUCUGUGAGUCCUGAGAUGGAUUUAAUCCUUGACGCUGGUGCUAGAAGUAGGUCUUCAAAUAUGGGAUUGUUGUCCCACCCCUGUACUGUACUCCCAGUGGCCAAACUUAUUUAUGCUGCUAAAUGAAAGAAAGAAAAAAAAAAGGCAAAUUAUUUUUUUUUAUUUUUUUUUUCUGCUGUGACGUUUUAGUCCCAGACUGAAUUCCAAAUUUGCUCUAGUUUGGUUACAGAAAAAAGACUUUUUGCCACUGAAACUUGAACCAUCUGUGCCUCUAAGAGGCUGAGAGUGGAAGAGUUUCAGAUAAUAAAGAGUGAAGUUUGCCUGCAAGUAAAGAAUCGAGAGUGUGUGCAAAGCUUAUUUUCUUUUAUCUGGGCAAAAACAACAAAAAAACAACAAAAAAACACAUUCCUUGGAACAGAGCUGUUAUCGCCUGUUCUGCGGAGAGACUUUUCUUUUUUGAGGGCUGUGGUGAAUGGAUGAACAUACAAAAUAAAACUGACAACUAUUUUAAGAAUAUAUAAAACACAAAGUUAAAAUAAAGUUGCUGGUCAGUCUUAGCGUUUUACAGUAUUUGGGAAAACAACUGUUACAGUUUUCUUGCUCUGAGUAACUGACAAGAAAGGAGUGAUUCAGUCUCUGUAGUGAAGGUGUCACACGCAAACCAGCGCCGUGAAUGCAAAAUCAGAUGGUUUGCCUCAUUCUCCAGGAGCCACAACUCAAGCUGAACUGUGAAAGUGGUUUAACACUGUAUCCUAGGCGGUCUUUUUUCCUCCUCCAGUUUAUUUUUUUUUGUUUGUUUUAUUUAUAGUCUGAUUUAAAACAGUCAGAUUCAAGUUGGUUAAUUUUAGUUAUGUACCAACCUGACAUGAUGGAGGAAAACAACCUUUAAAGGGAUUGUGUCUAUGGUUUGACUCACUUAGAAAUUUUAUUUUCUUAUAACUUAAGUGCAAUAAAAUGUGUUUUUUCAUGUUA
Perognathus longimembris pacificus (Pacific pocket mouse) is the source of this 6425-nucleotide messenger RNA. RefSeq names its product F-box and WD repeat domain containing 7 (gene Fbxw7). The transcript is spliced from 14 exons. Gene Ontology annotation, biological process: ubiquitin recycling; proteasome-mediated ubiquitin-dependent protein catabolic process. Gene Ontology annotation, cellular component: cytoplasm; nucleus. Gene Ontology annotation, molecular function: ubiquitin binding. NCBI's taxonomy places the organism in Eukaryota, Metazoa, Chordata, Mammalia, Rodentia, Heteromyidae. Bases 2651 to 4774 code for a protein of 707 amino acids. The record is from RefSeq and is a predicted model, not a curated record.